AUGACUGUGCUGCACGCACCAGCAUACCAUAAAAUGUGUUAUGAGGCAAGGUGCUGUAAUACCUACAAUACCCCAUCCUUACACGUCCGUAGUACCCCACAGGAGAUCAGGGGCCACCGCAACACGGCGGCUUCACGGCGACGAAAAAUAGUUCAAUCAAUCAAUCGUUUACCGUGCCACUGUAACCACCUAUUGGCUCUCCUGAUGCUCAAGAUCAGUGCACUCUUAUUAGGCUUGUGCUUCUCAUAUCCAUGA
This is a messenger RNA of Ascochyta rabiei, 255 nucleotides long. RefSeq lists its product as uncharacterized. Lineage: Eukaryota; Fungi; Ascomycota; Dothideomycetes; Pleosporales; Didymellaceae. The record is from RefSeq and is a predicted model, not a curated record. The transcript has a single exon. The coding region runs from base 1 to 255 and encodes 84 amino acids.